Molecule: messenger RNA, 2583 nt
Organism: Cylicocyclus nassatus
Lineage: Eukaryota; Metazoa; Nematoda; Chromadorea; Rhabditida; Strongylidae
Source: the annotation of a GenBank genome assembly
AUGCCGUCGGGGGACCUCACUCUCAACGGACCCGUUAAAGGAAAACGUAACCAAAAAAGACUGCCGCGUGAAAUCCUGGGUAUCGAGGACAUGGAGAUGGAGCGACUUCGAUUAGACCUGGAACGAUUGAUCUUCGAUCAAGCUGAUCAAAACAUAACUAGGGUUAGGAGGCAAGCAAAGAUGGACCAUCAUAAAGAGGAAAUGAUGGUGAAGAAAGCACAAGUACAAAAAUCUAACGCGCCGCUAAAGAAAGAUAUCUUGCGAUUUUAUGUGGUUCACAAAAAUUUCGAUAAUUUACUACAGUCCAAAUAUCUUGGACCAUUAUACGAGUACACUAACAAAAUGAUGAAAGUGACCAUGGAAUUUCAUGGUGCACAUUACGAUUUGGAAGAUUUUUGCCAAAAGGACAGUGUUGAGACGGAAUGCGAUAACAAUCUAAAUGUGUGGAUCAAACAUGCGGACGUGUUAUUCAAAGACGGCAAAAUCAAGACGAAUCCUAAUCUUCAGCUGUCAUAUCCUGUGCUUUACCUGUUCAACAGACCGAAGGAUAUUGGAAACGUCAUUUACGGUGUAGACGUGAAAGGAGAGAAGAACGAGAUUCAAGGAGCUCGAGUACUAACCCUUCAUUGGUUUAUCCAGUAUCCAGGUUCACCGGAGAACAAUGCGGCAUACUACCAAUAUCGCGAAACCUUGAUGGGAUUCUGGCAGAAAGUGAUGGAAGAAACCGAGUUCGAGUUCAUUCCUCACAAUGACAAAGCUAUGGAUGACGAGAUGAUGAAAAUUAUCGAGACAACUGUGCCAUUUGCCGUACCGGCAACUAUUAUGCUCAUGAUCUAUGUGGUAUUUUCUAACUGGAGUAAUAACAGGCAGAAAUCGAAACCACUGGAAAUGUAUCUUGGAGUGUGGUCAGUCAUUCUGGCUCUUAUCGCAACAUUUGGAAUAUUCUUCUUCCUUGGUCUUGCAUUCAACCCCGUUACUUCAACUAUGCCAUUCUUAGUGUUGGCUGUUGGUAUUGACGAUGACUUCCUCAUGAUAGCUGCUUGGAGAGAGUUGGAUAGUAGGAUACCGUUACAUCAACGAAUGGCCCUGGUUAUGGCUGACGCCGGAGCAUCAGUCACUGUAACCUCAUUCACAAAUUUCUUCUGCUUCGGUCUGGGAUACUUCAUGUGCUCCACACCAGCUGUUGGCGAUUUCUGUUUGAUUACAGCUUGGGCAGUACUAAUUGACUAUUUAAUGCAGAUCACAUUUUUCGCUGCGGUGCUGUGCUAUUCUGGUCGCAAGGAAGAGACAGGAGGACUGGCUUCAUGUAAUCCCGAAGUUGGCACUGCGCCACCACCGGAGAAAAUCACCGAGAUAGAAAUCAACUGUCACCAUCAUGCGAAGUCAGCCAACUUACCGUAUAUGCAUAAGUUCUUCGGCGAGAAAUUUGCUCCAUUUAUUUUGCGACGUGAUGUACGUGUUAUCAGUUGGAUAGCUUUUAUUGCAUACACAUGCGUAUCAUUGUAUGGUUGCUGCAUGUUGAAGGUGGACAUCAGCCCCGUCAAAUAUAUACGAGACAAUUCUCCUAUACAGACAUUUGUAAAGUUAGCCGACAAAUACAUCUGGGCCGACAAUGUGAUGCCAAUUUUCCACGUUAUGAAUCCGCCAGAUCUCCGCGAUGCUGGAAAGAGAGCUCGUCUGAACGAACUCGUCUAUCGCUUGGAGCACACCAAUUACUCGAUAGGAAGAGUUUCCACCAAUUUCUGGAUGUGGCAAUAUCAGCAGUAUCUUAACGAUUUUCCUGAUGUUGACUAUCAGAGAGACUUCUACAACCGCAAGUAUCUUAGAGAUUUCUUCAACCAGAUGGAUUAUUCGCAGUAUCGCCAGCAAGUAAAGAUUCUCAACAACGUUACAAAUGGACAACCAUGCAUAGCUGCAUUCGCAUUCGAAACGUCAUUUUAUGGCUUGGACAGCUGGGAUAAGCGACAAACCGAACUUUUCCGUUGGAGAGCCAUUCUGGAAGAGUAUCCGGAAUUCGACUUGUUCCUCGCCGGCAUAUUCAGUCCGUUCCUCAUCGACCAACGUCAUACCAUUGCCCCAUCGUCGAUGCAAACGAUUGGUUCGGCUCUAGCAAUGAUGGCGCUCAUUUCUUUCUUCUUUUUGCCGGAUGCGCAAUCAGUUUUCCUUAUGACAUGGUCCUUGCUGUCAAUAUCUAUGGGCGUUUGUGGUGGUUUAGCUAUGCUUGGAUCUGAUCUCGAUUCUGUCAGUAUGGGUUGCAUCGUCAUGGCCAUCGGAUUAGCUGUAGACUAUUCAGUUCACAUCUGUUAUCGAUAUCAUCGCUCAGAAUAUACCAGAGCCGCAGAUAAGGUCCGCGAUACUCUGUGCUCGGUUGCUUGGCCCAUCACUCAGGCUGUGACUUCGACAUUAUUUGGACUUUCAUCCACAGCUUUUGUACCUGCCUACCUCGUUCGAGUUUUCUUUCAAACAGUGUAUCUUGUAAAUAUCAUAGGUCUAAGUCACGCAUUGAUAUGGUUGCCACAACUGAUCGCUGCCCUGGAUCCAUGUGAACGAGUACCUUUGAGGUUGCGCUUGAAGAAGCAUUAA